Messenger RNA from Cordyceps militaris CM01, 1350 nucleotides. Its product is annotated as NADPH dehydrogenase. The coding region runs from base 1 to 1350 and encodes 449 amino acids. Lineage: Eukaryota; Fungi; Ascomycota; Sordariomycetes; Hypocreales; Cordycipitaceae. The transcript has 3 exons. Gene Ontology annotation, cellular component: intracellular anatomical structure. The record is from RefSeq and is a predicted model, not a curated record. Gene Ontology annotation, molecular function: NADPH dehydrogenase activity; FMN binding; NADP binding.
AUGCCUGGCAGCCACAAGCAGGCCUGCGAUCCCUACUAUCGCAUCACCCUAAGAAUGCUUGGCCAAUUACCCACCAGCCCCAACGAGGCCAUGGGCUCGUACAGCACCGUCAACAAGGCCGCCCCCGGCGUGCCCUUUUACACGCCCGCGCAGGAGCCCGCCAUCGGCUCCGCGGAAGCCAACUCGGCCGCGACGCCCUCCCUCUUCCAGCCGAUCCGGGUGCGCGGGCUCACGCAGCAGAACCGCGUCGUCGUGUCGCCCAUGUGCCAGUACAGCGCCGACGACGGCCACCUGACCGACUACCACCUGGUGCACCUCGGCCAGCUGGCGCUGCACGGCGCCGGGCUCCUCUUCGUCGAGGCCACGGCCGUCGAGCCGCGCGGGCGCAUCAGCCCCGAGGACAGCGGCCUGUGGCAGGACUCGCAGAUUGCGCCGCUCCGCCGCAUCGUCGACUUUGCCCACAGCCAAAACGCAAAGAUUGGCAUCCAGAUUGGCCACGCCGGCCGCAAGGCGAGCACCCUCGCCCCGUGGCUCGGCGGCACAGCCAACAAGACCCUGGCGGACAAGGACGCCAACGGCUGGGCCGACGACGUCGUGAGCGUCAGCCCGAUCCCGUUUGCCGACGACCACGCCGCGCCCAAGGAGCUCACGGUGGCCGAGAUCAAGGGUCUGGUAAAGGCGUUUGCGGACACGGCCAGGCGCGCGGUGACGGCCGGUUUUGAUACCAUUGAGAUUCACGCGGCGCAUGGCUACCUUCUGAGCAGCUCGCUAUCGCCACUGAGCAACGUGUUGCAGAAACGCACCGACGACUACGGCGGCAGCUUCGAGAACCGCACGCGGCUGCUCAAGGAGGUGAUUGGCGCCGUGCGGGGCGUCAUCCCCGAGACGAUGCCGCUGUGGGUGCGCGUAUCCGGCACCGAGUGGAUGGAGUCGUCCGGGCAGCCGUCGUGGGACCUGGCGAGCACGAUCCGGCUGGCGAGGGAGCUGCCGGCGCUGGGCGUCGACGUGCUCGACGUCAGCAGCGGCGGCAACAAUGCGGCGCAGCAGAUCCCGCACGACAACAAGCGCUUCCAGUCGGAGCUGGCGCGGGCGGUGCGCGAGGCGGUGACGGCGGAGAAGCUGCCGCUGCUGGUCGGCACCGUCGGCUUCAUCACGGACGGGCAGACGGCGGCGGACCUGGUGCAGGAGGGCGGCCCGCGGCAGGCGGGCGACUUUGCGCUGCUGGCGCGGCAGUUUCUGCGCGAGCCCGAGUGGGUGCUCCGCGCCGCGCACGAGGUCAAGGUCAAGGCCAAGUGGCCGAACCAGUAUCACCGCGCCGGGCCACCGGUGAGCUUUGAGCGCCACUUUUGA